AUGAGGAAUGGAUUGAUACACACCUUAUACCCUCCAUACUCCACCAGCGAGCUGCUGCGCUUCCUUGGUGAGUUCCUGUGUCGUCACUGCUACCGGCUACUGAACCUGUCCCCAACGACCUAGGGCUGUGGCUGCAGAGCGUGGAACGCUUCCUGCUCGACCACGAUUGGGGGAAUCAGAACAUCCUCAGCCCAGCCAACGUGGUGUUUGUCUACAUGCUGUGCCGCAAGGUGGUCUCCUCCGAGGCAGCCACCGAGCACCAGCUGCAGGCUGUGGUGAUCACCUGCCUCUACCUGACCUGCUCCUACAUGGGCAACGAGACCUCCUACCCACUGAGACCCUUCCUGGUGGAGAGCUCCAGGGAGAUCUUCUGGGAGCGCUGCCUGUCCAUCAUCAACCUAAUGAGAGCCAACAUGCUCCAGAUGAACAUGGACCUGCAUUAUUUCUUCCAGCUGUUUGCUGACCUGAAGAACGAGAGCCAGAAAAAGAUGA
Molecule: messenger RNA, 492 nt
Organism: Coregonus sp. 'balchen'
Lineage: Eukaryota; Metazoa; Chordata; Actinopteri; Salmoniformes; Salmonidae
Source: the annotation of a GenBank genome assembly